UUAAUCAGUGUAUAAACGAGUGACUAGUUUUUAAUCUGUGGUAACUAGUUGGUAUAAUAUAUAGUUAUAGUUCUUAUAUAUAGUUCUUAAUCUGUAGAUGACUAGUUAAUCUGGGAUCCAAUAAUAUAAUAGAAAAAAUAAUACAUACCAAAGAGUAGUAAAAUAAUACGGAUAAGCAAUUACCUCUAAUUAUUAUUAUUGUUUCCACGAAUUGGACUUGUCAACAUUCAGAAAUAGCAUCAAAUAUCAAGAACGAACGAGCAUUUUGAUAUGGAUUAUAGAAUUAAAGAAUAAGAAUGGUCCAGGAAGAUGGUAUAAAUCACAUUUUUGUGGCAGAAAUUAUUUUUGCGUUAGGAUUAUUUGCUGGUUCAGGCAGUUUUGAUACUGAAAAUAGUAUUAAAUUGGCGAUUAAAAUUGGCCGAUGUGUUGUGUAUCUCUUGAUGAUAAAAGGUUUCCAUGAAGUAUUUUCCAUGGGAUAUAAUGUUAUAAAACAUAAACAAAAAUUUGAAUACAAUGAAUUCCUAGAAAAGAAUAAAAAAUACUCUAUGGUAUUUGUGGCAGCCGCUGGCUUAUUGGUUUAUCAGAAGGCAGAGACAUUAGACCUUAUAGAUUUUGUUGUUUUAUACAUUGCAUACUUUAUUACCAAGUACCCUGAAAUGGAGGUAAAGUCAAAGUCCAUAAAUUAUGGCAUCGGAAUGGCAUGUAGUUACUUUGAGGGCUAUUUAUCUCAUAUAAUACCAAGUGAUGGAGCAAGAUUUGUGGGUUUUGAAGAGAAUAUAAAUAUAUAUGAGGCCAGGCAAAAUGUGGUGUUCCCAGUUAAAAAAUUGUUUAUUAUUAUAAACAAGUCACUGUAUUGCCCUCCAGAUUUGAAGCAUUUCAAUAAGACUGAUAAAAGCUUACCAUAUCUGGAAGCAUGUCAGUCCCUAGAGGUGAUCGAGAAGGACGUGGCCGGCGUGAAGAACCGCGUGUACCGCAACAGCGCGUACAAGAUACACCGCGUCGGCGCGCCGCCCGCCUACCUCGCCGUCGAGUGCGCCACGCCGCUGCACACGCUGCACCGCGUGCUCGACAAGCGGACGCUCUGCGAAGAGCUCGGCACUGUGAAUGUAGAGGAAGUCGUCGACGACUUCUGUACGACGCUCAGAAAGCUUAUAGAUAAGAGUGCUGAGUGUCGCGGGAAGUGUGAGCUCGUGUACUUUGAUGAUAAAGAUCCGAACCAGAAUCUCGCAGACGUGCUGUUAGAAAAGAUACGUGAGUUGGAGCCACAGUUUGAAAGUAUGAUUAAAAGAGAGUAGACCUCGAUGGUCUGAGAAGGCAUGUUUUUUGUAAUUUUGUAAAACCUCUUUUUAUGAGUAAUUAUUUUUUUUUUU
Messenger RNA from Zerene cesonia (dogface butterfly), 1370 nucleotides. RefSeq names its product stimulator of interferon genes protein-like. NCBI's taxonomy places the organism in Eukaryota, Metazoa, Arthropoda, Insecta, Lepidoptera, Pieridae. The record is from RefSeq and is a predicted model, not a curated record. The transcript has 7 exons. The coding region runs from base 297 to 1295 and encodes 332 amino acids. Gene Ontology annotation, cellular component: endoplasmic reticulum membrane; autophagosome. Gene Ontology annotation, molecular function: 2',3'-cyclic GMP-AMP binding; cyclic-di-GMP binding. Gene Ontology annotation, biological process: autophagosome assembly; activation of innate immune response; innate immune response.